CUCCACGACCGACUUUGGGCAGCCCUGCUUUACAGAGAGCUGGACUUGGACAGAAACUGUUUGCCAUAAAACUAAGCCAGCAGCUCCUGAUGCUUAUCGCAGCUGCAGUUCCGCCAGCAGCCACAAAGCGGCGCUGUUUCUCCACUUCCACAACUACCUGUAUUUGGUGAAGGACUAUAUGUUGUAAAAAUCUUCCAAACUGUUAUUUUUCUCUGUUUUUUGGGCUCUUCGGCGGGUCCACUCCGUGUCUGAGGAAAAUGUGAAGACCCUUCUCUCCGUGUUCUGGAGAACCAGUCCCCGUUCGGCAGGUUUGGACAGCUGUUUAACAGAAUUUGGGUCUGUGGUUGGAGGUUUUACUGCAAAAACAAGUUAGCUGAACAGCUAAUCCCGAAAGUCCCGAGCGGGUUUAAAGAGUCCCCACGGGGAGCAAACAGGCCGUCGGAGGUUAACUUUAUCCGGGAACUGAACCCAAUCCUUCGUUUUUAAAUAUUUUACUUCGGUUCGGUGUUUUUCCGUUUCUACUGUACAGCAGCUGGAUCGGUUCUGAGGGGAUAAAUGUCGCUCCAGUCCGCAUCCCCGUUCAGAUCCGGACGGUUUUUGCGGUGGAAAAUGCGGUAAAGCGGGCGAAGCUCCGGCGUUGUGUCCGCUGACGCGGCGGCUCUGACUCUGCUGCCUCUGAGGCCUGCAGGUCGGGCUUCCACCGGGCUACAGUACAGCCCUCAACCGCCGUAGGAGCGUCGGAGGGCGGCUUACCACGCCGCCACCUCUGGGCCUGCGCGUCAAGGGAUGGAACGGAUGGAAGUAGACCAAUGCGCAGGCGCAGGAGGCGGGGCACUACGUAGAUCAAACAGCGCCCCCAUGAUUACCAAUGUCAGUGACGGGAUGACCGUCUUCAGCCCCGUGUGUUCGGCUCGGUACCGGCGCAGCAGCGUGUCCAUCAACCCCUCACAGUUCGUCCCCUUGUCUCCGUUCUCCCUGAGCGGGGACAGACUGGACCACAAGAGGCCGGAGGAGAACAUGGAGACCACGCUCCGAGGGAACAUCCACAGACUCAGUGCUUCCAGUCUGGUUCCAGUGCCGCCAGGCAGCCUGUGGCAGGACCACACCUCCACGUGGUUUCCAUCUCAGGACAGUGGCGUCACACCCAACUCGUCGCCCAGCCCGACCCGGAGGUUCAGACCCGCCGCCGCCGCCAGACCCACCACCGCCGUAAGAUGGCCACUGCUGACGCCCCUGAAGAGGAAAGGUGGUGUCGAUUCGGACGGGCCACCGAAGAAGCUGUUUGUUGCUGGGGUGACGGACCCCGCUCACCGCGGCAGCAGCUACACUGUCAGCGUCUCCCAGACAACCGUGGACGCUCCGCCUGUAGGGGGCGUCAGCCCCCAGCCCCGUCCACUGACCCUGUCCCCUCCCCCCACCUUCUCCCCUCACCAGCACCCCUAGAGCACCACCCCCAAUGCAUCGCCACCACCUGGUUUCUGCCCAAUCAACUGCCAGCAUCACUGUAAGCCCCGCCCCUUCCUGCAGACUUGCUCAGCGGCUCCCCCUGCUGGCUGCUCCACCGCCCAUCUGGGGACGGAGGUCAGGGGGCGCGCUGGACGUGUCCCCAGGAGGAAACGCGUCCCCACGGCGCUGUAAGGGCCCAGAUUGACCCAGAACAGGUCCGCUCCUGACCUUUGACCCUGCACCGUCUGGAGGCACCGGACCAGAACUCUGAGGUUCUGAUGAACGCGACUCGGUCUCAGCUCCAGAGCCGUUCUGGGUCAGAACCGGGUCAGAACCGGUCUCUGUGUUAAUCAUAAAUCUUGUAUAGAAAGUGGUUCUGGUUCUGUGGUCUGGUGCAUUAAUCCCCUUUUCCAUGACGACGUUCUGCUCAGUCCCGUUUCCACCAGGAGUUCUGGUCCAACCCGGAUGGUCCUGCGCAGUUCUCUAACGAACCAGACUUUGACUAGGCCAUUCUGUCUGGGUCCUGCUUCUGUUGGUGACCCGGUCCGGUGACAAACCAUGACCACACCACCAAACUUCACAGGGUUCAGUUCUGUCCGCUCUGGACUCCAGGUGAACUUUGACCCCAUCCAGGCUGCUGGAGCUGGACCUCCUGUUCCCAUGACAACGGGGACGUCUGGUAGAGCCUCACCACUCAGAACCAUAACCGGUUCUGAUCUCCCAGAACCAGAAUACCCAACACCAUGCGAUAUUUGCACAUCAUC
Molecule: messenger RNA, 2210 nt
Organism: Poecilia latipinna (sailfin molly)
Lineage: Eukaryota; Metazoa; Chordata; Actinopteri; Cyprinodontiformes; Poeciliidae
Product: protein FAM122A
Exons: 9
Coding region: 787-1443 (218 amino acids)
Molecular function (GO): protein serine/threonine phosphatase inhibitor activity
Source: RefSeq, a predicted model, not a curated record